UGAGGAGCCGGAGUGAUUGGCUGACGGCGAGCUGUGGCGCCGACAUGGCGUUUGUAGCGGGAGUUAUUCGGCGUCUGGACCAGACGGUAGUGAACCGCAUAGCGGCGGGGGAAGUUAUCCAGCGGCCGGCUAAUGCUAUCAAAGAGAUGCUUGAAAACUGUUUAGAUGCAAAAUCAACAAAUAUUCAAGUGAUUGUUAAGGAAGGAGGCCUGAAGCUAAUUCAGAUCCAGGACAAUGGCACUGGAAUCAGGAAGGAAGAUCUGGAUAUUGUGUGCGAGAGGUUCACCACAAGUAAACUGCAGACUUUUGAAGAUUUAGCCAGCAUUUCUACCUAUGGCUUUCGGGGUGAGGCUUUGGCAAGCAUAAGCCAUGUGGCUCAUGUUACUAUUACAACCAAAACAGCUGAUGGCAAAUGUGCAUACAGAGCAAGUUACUCAGAUGGAAAGCUGAAAGCCCCUCCUAAGCCAUGUGCAGGCAACCAGGGUACCCAGAUUACGGUGGAGGACCUUUUUUACAACAUAAUGACAAGGAGGAAAGCCUUGAAAAAUCCAAGUGAAGAGUAUGGGAAAAUUUUAGAAGUUGUUGGCAGGUAUUCAAUACACAAUUCAGGCAUUAGUUUCUCAGUUAAAAAACAAGGUGAGACAGUGCCUGAUAUCAGAACACUACCCAAUGCCACGACCGUGGACAACAUUCGCUCCAUCUUUGGAAAUGCUGUUAGUCGAGAGCUGAUAGAAGUUGGGUGUGAGGAUAAAACCCUGUCUUUCAAAAUGAAUGGCUAUAUAUCCAAUGCAAACUACUCCAUGAAGAAGUGCAUUUUCCUGCUCUUCAUCAACCACCGGCUGGUAGAAUCAGCUGCCUUGAGAAAAGCCAUAGAAACUGUAUAUGCAGCAUAUUUGCCCAAAAACACACACCCAUUCCUGUACCUCAGUUUGGAAAUCAGUCCCCAGAAUGUAGAUGUCAAUGUGCACCCCACCAAGCAUGAAGUUCACUUUCUGCAUGAGGAGAGUAUCCUGGAGCGUGUGCAACAGCACAUUGAGGGCAAGCUGUUGGGGUCCAAUUCGUCCAGGACGUAUUUCACCCAGACCUUGCUUCCAGGACUUGCUGGACCCUCUGGGAAGGUGGUUAAGCCCACAACAGGUGUGGCGUCCUCAUCUACCAGUGGAAGUACUGACAAGGUCUAUGCUCACCAGAUGGUCCGCACAGACUCCCGGGACCAGAAGCUCGAUGCCUUUUUACAGCCUGUGAGCAGGGCUCUGCCCAGCCAGCCCCAGGACCCUGUCCAAGGGGACAGGAGAGAGGGCUCUCCUGAAGAUGCCAUGCAGAGAGACGAGGAGAUGGUUGAGCUUCCAGCCCCCGCUGACGCAGCUGCCAUGAGUCAGAAUUUGGAGAGGGACGCAGUACAAGAGGUUUCAGAAGAGGCACAGAAAACAGCACCCACUUGCAGUCCAGGCAACCCCAGAAAGAGGCACCGGGACGAUUCUGAUGUGGACAUGAUGGAAGAUGACUCCCGGAAGGAAAUGACAGCGGCGUGUUACCCCCGGAGGAGGAUCAUUAACCUCACCAGUGUUUUGAGUCUCCAGGAAGAAAUUAACGAGCGAGGCCAUGAGACUCUUCGGGAGAUGCUCCGCAACCAUUCCUUUGUGGGCUGUGUGAAUCCUCAGUGGGCCUUGGCACAGCACCAGACCAAGCUAUACCUCCUCAAUACUACCAAACUCAGUGAAGAGCUGUUCUACCAGAUACUCAUUUAUGACUUUGCCAACUUUGGUGUUCUGAGGUUAUCGGAACCAGCACCACUCUUUGACCUCGCCAUGCUGGCCUUAGACAGUCCUGAAAGUGGCUGGACAGAGGAAGAUGGCCCGAAGGAAGGACUUGCAGAAUACAUUGUUGAGUUUCUGAAGAAGAAAGCUGAGAUGCUUGCAGACUAUUUCUCUUUGGAAAUUGAUGAGGAAGGGAACCUGAUUGGAUUACCCCUUCUGAUUGACAACUAUGUUCCCCCUUUGGAGGGACUGCCUCUCUUCAUCCUUCGACUGGCCACAGAGGUAAAUUGGGAUGAAGAGAAGGAAUGUUUUGAAAGCCUCAGUAAGGAAUGUGCUAUGUUUUACUCCAUUCGGAAGCAGUAUAUACUGGAGGAGUCAGCCCUCUCAGGCCAGCAGAGUGACAUGCCUGGCUCUACCCCAAAGCCCUGGAAGUGGACUGUGGAACACAUUAUCUAUAAAGCCUUCCGCUCACACCUCCUGCCUCCGAAGCAUUUCACAGAGGAUGGAAAUGUCCUGCAGCUCGCCAACCUGCCAGAUCUGUACAAAGUCUUUGAGAGGUGUUAAAUAUGGCUGUAGCCACCUUAGUGACUGUGCAUCCACUGUUCAAGACGAAGUACGUUCUACAGAUGAGGAAGCCAUAGGGGAGCUGGUGUGCUUCAGGGUUUCCAGUGCUCGCUGCUCAUGCUUUGUAUCCCAUCGUUGUUGCUAUAACUUAAUGUUAAAAAUUCUCAUUUGCCUUCAUGUGUGGAUUGACUGCAAA
Chionomys nivalis (European snow vole) is the source of this 2517-nucleotide messenger RNA. RefSeq names its product mutL homolog 1 (gene Mlh1). Gene Ontology annotation, cellular component: MutLalpha complex. The transcript has 19 exons. Gene Ontology annotation, biological process: mismatch repair. The coding region runs from base 45 to 2321 and encodes 758 amino acids. The record is from RefSeq and is a predicted model, not a curated record. Gene Ontology annotation, molecular function: ATP-dependent DNA damage sensor activity; ATP binding; ATP hydrolysis activity. Lineage: Eukaryota; Metazoa; Chordata; Mammalia; Rodentia; Cricetidae.